Schizophyllum commune H4-8 is the source of this 1412-nucleotide messenger RNA. RefSeq lists its product as uncharacterized. Bases 261 to 1412 code for a protein of 383 amino acids. NCBI's taxonomy places the organism in Eukaryota, Fungi, Basidiomycota, Agaricomycetes, Agaricales, Schizophyllaceae. The record is from RefSeq and is a predicted model, not a curated record. The transcript has 2 exons.
GGCCAGGACGACGCCCUCAAAUCAUCAUGACAAGGUUAUUGGACUUUCCGGAUGAAUUACUGGUCAUCAUCUUCGAUUUCAUCGCCGGUCCUGACGCUGGCGAGCAGGACUUUGAGGGCGGGGCCGCAGACUAAAAGGAAGCUCGUGACGCCCUCCGUCUCGCGUGUACCUGCAACCGCCUGUACAACAUUGGGAUCGAGGUCAUCUGGAAAACGGUUAGAUCUCAUAAGCGGGUGCCCCGCCUUCUGAGACUUCUUGAUAUGAAGAAGAUACCUCCAACACGCCUCGUUGAGUGCCUUGAUACGGUCCGUGUGUUCCGCGCGGUGCUCAAAUCUCAGCCGAACGUCCUCGCCGCCAUUCGCCCUCACUAUGUCAUUCCAACUGAAUGUGACAGGGAUGUCAUCUUUCCAAACCUUCGAGUCCUCGAAUUGGUUAUACAGAACCCGAGAGGCGUCACGGAGCACAACGUCCAGAACUUGAUCAUUCCCCUUCUCUCCCCAGAAUUGAAGAGAAUACAAAUCAAGACUGGAAAAGGUGUAUUGCAUAUGCAUGACAUGUACACAUGUAUCGCACAGCGGUCGAAGGGGUUGGAGGAACUGUCUCUAUCCUCGACCAGCGCUGGCCUAGCUGCAGCUCAUUUUCUGACAAUCCACACGAUCUCUCUGCAAGAGCUGCACGACGCUCGCGAUGUCGUCGCCCUUGGUUCGAUAUCUGGCCUGAAAAAUCUGAUAAUAACCAAGCAGACGAUUAGUCCGCUGAGACGCGUGACGGCCACCAAUGAGAUGACCAAAGAUGCUUUCUCCGACCUGGUCAAUCUCGAGAUAACCGCGAAUGACAUCAAUGCACUCACGGGCCUGUUCAUGACACUACCUUUCAUGACGCCUUCGACGUGCUCCUUGCUUAUCCUUCGCUCCGACAAGGACUGGGCAAAAAUAUUUGAAUUGCUCGAGAAACGCAUCGCUCCUACCGAGCUGAACAAACUCGAACUGUGGUUCAGGUCUGAAACCUUGCGCUCACCAAACGAUCACGACAAAUGGCGUGACUCGGGUCUCACAGCGGACCACCUCCGACGCCUUUCGCCCUACAGAAAUCUACGACAGUUCCAUUUCUCUGCCAGCAAUAUCGACCGCUUCCAGAUCAAUGCAGGAGACGAAGACAUCAAAUUUCUUGCUAUGACUUGCCCCAGACUAGUCGAUCUCAUUCUGGAAGGAAGUCCUGCGCAAACGAAAUCAAGUAUAACGUUAAUGGCGCUCGAGUACAUCAGGAAAAGCGGAUCCUGCCAAAUUGCGCCAAAGAACAAUAAUAAAAUGGUAAUCGACGCCAAUAAGCAUGAUAAGCGCGCAAAAUCUACUUUUGCCUCAUUUGACUCCAUCACCACAGUCCCCGAUUCAAACCGUGCUAUACUACGAUGA